AUGGUUUCCAUGGUUGUGCUUCUUGAUGCUCCGUCUCCCGAUGAGUCGGAGGAUGAUCUCAUAGACCACGCCAAGAAGCUGGCGGCUGAGUUUGCGAACCGUGCAAAGAGUGCCUUUGAUUGGCUUCUCCAGGCAGCUGACGACAAGCUCGUGGACAAUGUCUGGUUCUCGCCAUCCCGAAACUGGGACCCCCGCAACACCGGAUCACGAAUGGCCCAACCACAAAGGGUUCGUCACGCUAGCUGGAGACACUGGCCAUCCAAUGACAAACCCGAGGUCAAGGCUUCAACAAUAACAUUGAUGAUGCCGGGUGGUCGCUCCCAGCAGGAGCUGAUCGAUGAGUACGAAGUUGGGAUGAAGGUCAAGGGUGGACGUAAAGUUGAGCUGAGCGAGGGAAGCGACCUCAUUCUCCACAACUGGGAAAUGGUGAUGAGUAGACCGCUACUCAACAAGGGCCUGGACCAAGUCGCCUCCGGCCGACCCAUCUGCCCCCUUCCUUAA
This is a messenger RNA of Pyricularia grisea, 501 nucleotides long. RefSeq lists its product as uncharacterized. Lineage: Eukaryota; Fungi; Ascomycota; Sordariomycetes; Magnaporthales; Pyriculariaceae. The transcript is spliced from 3 exons. The record is from RefSeq and is a predicted model, not a curated record. The coding region runs from base 1 to 501 and encodes 166 amino acids.